AUGCUUGCUUAAACUGAUGAUAUAAGCUAAUUUGAACUUAAGUUUAUCGACUCAUCCAAUGGAAAUAAUAUCAAAUCCUACAAUUUUUGUAAUGUGAGGGAUUAAUAAGAUAUUAUUAUGAAUCUGUAAGGACUUAUCAAAUUAAAAGCAAUCACAGAGUCCACUAACUAAGUGAAAUGCUUGCAAAUUGAUAAGGAGUUAGUUAAGCGACUAAUUUCUGAAGAUUUUAAUAUCAGGAAAAGAGCUAGAUAGCGAAGUAUUAACGCAAUUAGAUCAUCUAAUAGAUUAGAACUCUCUUCUAGAAUAAGCAAUGGUAAUCCUCUUUCAAAUUAAGCAAAGAAUAAGUGUUUUUCCACAGAAAUAAACCCAUAAAAUCAAUUUCAAACUUCUGAUGAAGACUUAAAAGCAUAGUUUGAGUUGAAAUAUAAAAGAGUGUUAUAGGAUUAUAUUAGACUUGAGACAUUGAUUUUGCCGAUCAAUGUAACCUAGAUAUUUGAUAUAAUUUUUUCUGAUAAUGCGACUUACUCGUUUAAAUCACAUUUUGAAGCAAUUAAAAGUAAGGAUGUCACAAUAGAUCCCAAUUGGGAUACUAAGAAUGAUACUUCAACCAGUAAAAUGAAAUUACCAAGUAAGAUGAUAAAAUAAAUAAUUCCUGUCUCAGGAGUACCUUUCUUAUCAGAAACAAGGCAUGAAAAAUUACUCAGACUAGUCACUAAGUGCGAAAAUGAAUUUAUUAUAGAUAUUGAAAAUAGAUCUUUAGAUGUUCCUUUUUCAGAUUGUUUCAUAGUCCACGAAAGAUGGAUAGCAUUCCAAGAUCAAACCUAAACCGAUAGGUCUACGUUAGCAAUUACUUUGAAAUUAGAAUUUUUAAAAAGUACUAUGUUCAAAGGCAAGAUUACAGCAAGGACUGAGGAGGGAGUAAAGUAAAGCUAUAAAUAAUGGGUUGAUUUAUGCUAAAGAGGAGGGUAUUUUGAUAAGCAAGUAAUUCCUCAAAAUUAGUAACAAAGCGAGAUCAGAAGCAAAUUGAAAAUAAUGAAAAAUCAUGGUAGAAGCAAGUCAAUGCAGAUUUCAAUUAGAAAAGAAUAAAUUCAGUAAACUAAAAAUUUUACUUAAAAAGAGUCAUUAAAUAUUAAUGAGAUAGAAAAGAUUUAAAGUAAUUCACCAAAUGAGUAAAAUGAUACUGACAGUCCUAAUUAAAUUAAGCAACUAGAAGAUUAUCAUACCUCUACUGAGACAUAUAGCUGUAAUAAGUCCUAGAAUACUUUUAGUCCACUCGAUACAGCUAGAUUACUUUCAAGAAACUAUGCUCUUAACAUGGUUGCCUUUGAUCACUAUAGGUUUUUUAUGCCUUUAGCAAAUAGAUAAUGA
Stylonychia lemnae is the source of this 1368-nucleotide messenger RNA. NCBI's taxonomy places the organism in Eukaryota, Ciliophora, Spirotrichea, Sporadotrichida, Oxytrichidae. The record is from the annotation of a GenBank genome assembly.